Raphanus sativus (radish) is the source of this 1386-nucleotide messenger RNA. RefSeq names its product mitotic checkpoint protein BUB3.3. Gene Ontology annotation, cellular component: bub1-bub3 complex; phragmoplast; mitotic checkpoint complex. The coding region runs from base 174 to 1127 and encodes 317 amino acids. The transcript has 9 exons. Gene Ontology annotation, molecular function: ubiquitin binding. The record is from RefSeq and is a predicted model, not a curated record. Gene Ontology annotation, biological process: mitotic spindle assembly checkpoint signaling. Lineage: Eukaryota; Viridiplantae; Streptophyta; Magnoliopsida; Brassicales; Brassicaceae.
UCCGUGUUUUUUGAAUUUCUUCAGGUGUUUAAUUCCAUCACCAUUAAUCUCUCUCUCUCUCUCUCUCUCUCCCGAAUGCUUCUUCUUCUUCUUCUACAGUGACGUUUGUUUUGGCCAAGCUUCAGAACACCUUCUCCUCCUCCAAAUUGCUUCGAGAGUUCCGAGAGAGAGAGAUGAGCGGCGGCGGCGCUGGACUUGAAUUGGAGGACGCGAUUUCAAAGAUCAAAUUCUCGCCAGAGUCAAACAAUCUCCUCAUCGCUUCUUGGGAUUCCUAUCUGAGAUUGUAUAAUGUAGAGACCUCUUCCCUAAUCUUAAAACUAUACUCUCGUGCUCCUCUUCUCGACUGCUGUUUUGAGAACGAAUCAACUUCAUACACCUCUGACUCCAAUGGAUUCAUCCAAAGGUGCGAUUUAAACGCUGGAACAGUUGAUACCAUUGGUAGACAUGACGACAUUGCUACAUCUGUUCUCUUCUCUUUUGAUAAAGGUGAAGUUAUCUCUACUGGCUUGGAUGAGAAGAUCAGAUUCUGGGAUACACGACGACAACGAGGACAAAGUCGUGUUCUUUCUACUGAUGCUGCUGCUGCUGCAGUCAGAUGCAUCACUGUUAAUGGAAACAACUUGGUGGUUUGCGUUGACGACGCAUCUAUGCAUUUAUAUGAUCUGCGCAGCUUAGAUCGACCUUUUCAGUCUUGUGAAUCACAAGUUGAGGUGCCUAUCAGAUGCGUCACCUCUGUUCCUUUCUCCACUGCAGGAUAUGCAGUUGGCUCAGUAGAUGGACAAGUGGCCUUGGAGUUCCCCAAUACAGCUUGCUCUAGUGAGAUGAAAUACACUUUCCGAUGUCAUCCAAAGUCUAUGAAAGGAAGACUCGAUGGUGCAUGCAUAAAUGCUAUUGAAUUCACUCCAGGUGGUUCAGGGACUUUUGUGACUGGUGAUAAUGAAGGCUACGUUAUCUCAUGGAAUGCUAAAAGCAGAAGAAGACUCUUUGAGUUACCAAGGUACUCAAAUAGUGUCGCGUCUUUGGCAUUUAACCACACUGGAGAACUCUUGGCGGUUGCAUCAAGCCACACUUACCAAGAAGCUAAAGAGAAGGAAGAACCUCCCCAAGUGUUCAUACACAAGUUUUAAAGGAUUGGUAGCUUCUUAAGUCUCAGGUUAAUCAAAGCAUGACUCUCUCUCUUUGUUCUAGCUAUUUUGUUUUGACUGUGUGUGUGUCUAGCACGUUGUUAACCAUGGCAAGUAGAUUAUAUAGUAUUUAGAAGUUGCUCGACUUGUGUGGUAUGGUAUGUUGAGCUUCCAAAUGUAAGAAUCGUAUCUCUUUUAAGUUUCUUAGGUUUGUAAACGUUCAUGUUGUGUUAUUCAAUUAAUGCUCAUCAAAGUUUUGCAA